Lymnaea stagnalis (great pond snail) is the source of this 379-nucleotide messenger RNA. Lineage: Eukaryota; Metazoa; Mollusca; Gastropoda; Lymnaeidae. The record is from the annotation of a GenBank genome assembly.
AGCAAAACAACAGAAUAACAAUGUCCGAGAAUCCGUGUGAAAGAAGAGGGUACUAUGAACUGUACGAGGCUAUAUCCACAAGCCAGGAUGUGUCCACAUCCCAGAGUGUAUCCAUGUCACACGCGCACGAGGACACGAGUCAAUCGGGUGGAAAUGUCUUGACGCUAUACGAAGUCUGCAACGAACCUGGGAUACGGUCUGAUUUAACCCCAAUAGCCAAUCGUCCAUUAAAGAGCAACUUAAAGAAGGAGACCCGUUAUUUGUAUUACGCAGCUGAGGCUCAGGGAGAGCUGCCUCCGCCGAGUGAAGUUGAAAGUUGUUCUGAAAUAGGGUCUGCUCAGACCUUUGACGCCCAGCGGUGUAACGCGGCGCUACUGAC